Spirometra erinaceieuropaei is the source of this 1871-nucleotide messenger RNA. The record is from the annotation of a GenBank genome assembly. Lineage: Eukaryota; Metazoa; Platyhelminthes; Cestoda; Diphyllobothriidea; Diphyllobothriidae.
AUGGUCGAUGCCUCCAAUGUUGCUGUUGGCGCGGUUCUUCAACAAAGUCUGCCGGAUUCUACCGUGCCUUUGGCUUUCUUCUCCAAGAAACUAUCCAAAGCAGAAACCUGCUACAGCACAUUCGGACGUGAACUUCUCGCCGCUUAUCUUGCCGUAAGGCACUUCCGGCAUUUACUCGAAGGUCGAGAGUUCACAAUUUUCACUGAUCAUAAGCCACUCACGUUUGCAAUACAUUCCCACUCUGACAAGCUAAGCCCCUGGGAGAUCCGUCACCUGGACUACAUUUCGCAGUUCACUUCAGACAUCCGCCAUAUUGACGGGUCACGGAAUGAGGUGGCUGACGCACUCUCAAGGACUCUCAGGCCUGACUGGAGGCAGUCAACAUCAGCCCUGGCUUCCCCAGUGGCCACUGCCGCCUGAGAGGACAACUCUGGGCCUUGCAUGCAAUAAACCCCUAAUUCUGGUGUCUUUCGUCUUCUCCUCACUACUUGGGAUUCGACCAUGUGGUUGUAGCUCACCGACUGCACACACACACCGCCUGGCAGCAACAAAUUGGUGACAUCGACCAUCAAAGAUAUGGGUGCAUCAGCGUGAAAGUGAGUCAGGAGGGUGGCGUCAGCCAGAAGGGCUUUUACCUGCUCAAAUGACGUGAGUGCGGCUGAUGUAAAUUCAAAGGUGCGCUUAGAACCAGAGAGGAGACUGGUCAGAGGUAGGAUGGUGUCGGCACAGUUUGGGAGAAACUGGCGAUAAAAGUUCACCAUACCAAGAAACCGUUGCAACUGACGCUUCGAGGUAGGGGGUGGAAACUCCCGAAUGGUCGGACAACCUUCCCCUUGCACUCCUCGGCAUCGGCGCAGCUCUGAAGUCGGAUCUGGGCUGUAGCACAGCUGAAUUGGUUUUCGACACUGCCCUCCGACUGCCAGGCGAGAUGAUCACUCCAACCUCUCGUGGCGCCGACGAGACUCCUGACAAUCUUGUGCACCGUUUGCGGCAAUUUAUGCGCUCGCUUUCCCCGGUUCCACCUCGAGCUCCAAUGACUGAGUCUUAUGUCGAGAAAGACUUGGACAGCUGUACUCAUGUGUUCGUCCGGUGUGACCGCGUGCGCCAGCCGCUGGAAUCACCGUACGAAGGACCGUUCCGCGUGCUCGCGCGCAACGCCAAGACCUUCCGGGUUCUUCGCAGUGACAAGGAGGACGUGGUCAGUGUCGAUCGGGUCAAGGCUGCUGUUGCAGAGAAGCCGCCGGACCCGUCACAAGGACAAAAAUGUGCUGACCCCCUAACCCCUGUUCCUCCAUAUUCCCUAUCCCGUGCUCAUGCACCCUGCCCACUACCUCGCCCUUUCCAUCCCUUGCCCUCUAUCCCUCCGUCCCGUAUACUUCCUUUACCCCCAUGUCCGCAACCCACAACUGCAACUACUCCUUCAUCAACCAACAACACUGUAACCGCGAGCCAUACUCACUCUACUCCUGUGCCCCCUGUAUAUAUCACCCGUAGCGGACGCCAUGUUCACUUUCCUGACCGUUUGGUCACUCAUGUUUUUUAGAUAUCAACAGUUCCUUCGGCAUCGCUAUGCUCCGCCUUUGGUCUAGCCUGGGGGUACUGUGGCGGUUCGCGUCUCCUCACCCUCCGCCUUUGUCACGCUGCCUUCCUGUCCGCCUCACACUCCGUGUCGAGAUGCUGCUGGGACGCGCGAGUGCUCGAAGCCAAUCAACGCUGUCCCCACUCUGAUUGGCUGGCGACGUGGAGACAACGAAGGGCGCACACACGCGCUAACACAACACCUCGAGGGCGGACGCAGACAACAGCUUGCUUGGAGCGCGCUUGCGGCGACUGCCCACACAGCUUUUGUGUACACGCUUUCCAAGCAGUAA